This is a messenger RNA of Gadus chalcogrammus (walleye pollock), 3132 nucleotides long. RefSeq names its product switch-associated protein 70-like. NCBI's taxonomy places the organism in Eukaryota, Metazoa, Chordata, Actinopteri, Gadiformes, Gadidae. Gene Ontology annotation, molecular function: calcium ion binding. Bases 75 to 1304 code for a protein of 409 amino acids. The transcript is spliced from 7 exons. The record is from RefSeq and is a predicted model, not a curated record. Gene Ontology annotation, cellular component: cytoplasm; nucleus.
CGCCACUCUAAAUGCUUUUCAAACCAACACAUUAAUAUAUCAAGACAAAUCCAUGGUUUUAUUAUUUAAAAAAAAUGGAAGUACACAUAUUCCACACUUGCAUUCUGUUUGGAUUCCUUAUGCGGUGUGACACUGAGUCACGUGGCAGUGGCUGGGCUCAGCCUCCCCGCGGGGUAGCAGAACCACGGCGGCUCAGUGCGUGUGGUAACACAGGGAGCGCGAUGGCCUUGAGAGCCGAACUGUUAAAGUCCAUCUGGCACGCAUUCACCGCCUUGGAUGUAGACAAGAGCGGCAAGGUGUCCAAGUCACAACUUAAGGUGCUGUCCUAUAACCUGUGCACGUUGAUGAAGAUCCCGCACGACCCUGUAGCUCUGGAGGAACACUUCAAGGAUGACGACGAAGGCCCAGUGUCCAACCAGGGGUACAUGCCUUACCUCAACACCUUCAUUCUGGACAAGGUGAAGGAGGAGUUUGACCGCCAGGACUUUGACAGGAUGUGCUGGACGCUGUGCGCCCGAAAGAACUUGGACCGCAGCAACCUGCUGAUAUCUGACGACGAUGCCUUCAAGAUCUGGUGCCUCUUCAACUUCCUGUGUGAGGACCGCUACCCAUUGUCUAUCGUCAGCGAGGAGAUGGAGUACUUCCUGCGUAAGCUGACCGACUCCAUGGGGGGCAGCUGGGUGGAGGAGCGCUUCGAGGACUACAAGCUGGAGCUGCAGACCCAGGGGAGGAGCCUGAGCGCCUGGGAGCUCAUCACCUUGGUGGCCUCGGGCCACUUCAGCAAGGGCAUGGACCGCCAGACGCUGUCCAUGGGAAUCAACGAGGUGUACCAUGAGCUCAUCCUGGACGUCCUCAAACAGGGCUACAUCAUGAAGAAGGGCCACAAGAGGAAGAACUGGACAGAGCGCUGGUUCGUCCUGAAGCCCACCUCAAUCUCCUACUACAUGGGGGAGGACAUGGCCGAGAAGAAGGGAGACAUCCAGCUGGACGGGAACUGCUGUGUGGAGCCAUUACCGGACAAGGAGGGGAAGAAGUGUCUGCUGUUCAUCAAGUGUGCGGGGAAGAGCUAUGAGAUCGCGUCAGACAAGAAGAGGAAGCAGGAGUGGAUUCAGGCCAUCCAGACGUGUGUGAGUCUGCUGCGUCUGGGCCUGCCCGCCCCGCACCGCGAGGCCCGUCUGAGGCGCAGGGAGCAGCGGGGCCGGCUGCAGGCAGAGCAGGAGGACCUGGAGGCCCGCAUGAAGGAGCUGACGGCUGCCAAUGACACCAAACAGCAGGAGCUGGAGGCCAUGAGGAAGGUGGGUUAACCCCAACCCCAACCCUCUUCCUAGAUCUGCACCCUGCGAAUGAACCCAGCCUGGAGGUAGGAUCAUUUUAUAGUCAGGGUUAAGGGUAAGUCGCUCACGUCAGAACUGCACAUUAACCUUCCUCUCCAUGAAAUCACGGGCUGUGUCGGGUGUCAUUCAUAAUCAAUACAAUUAGACCUGAUUAAGGUUGUAUGUCUCCCACAGUCUGCUACCGUUCAACUCUGCCAGGUGACGUUCUCUAAUGGUGCGUUUCCACUGAGCGCUGCAGUUCGAUUUUUUGAUUAGGUGCGGUUAGGUGUGGCUCGCGUUUCCACCGCCGGCAGUACCCUUAUGUUUUUUGAAUGACCAGCGCUCUAAUACACACAGACACACAUCAAAGAAAGAAAUCCUCCACAUAAAGAACAAGAACAUAUAACAAGAACUUAUGGCACAUUUCCAAGGGCGGUUGCGGGUUGGUUCAGUAUGCCAAGGUGCGGCACAGUUGGCGUUUCCACCGCCAAAAGUGGGUGUGAUCCGUAUUGAGCCGUACUCAUCUCGCAGUACUCCUCCGUUGGGGUACUGAAACGUCUGAAAGGGUGCCAACAACUUUGAGCUACACACGCCGUCUGUUGAUAGGUCGACAGAAUCAUCACUUUUGUGUGACAGGGGGAUAAUAACAAAUAAACACAUUAUCCGCAAGGUACAGCGAAGGCUUCGUUUAUUGAAGAAAAUGUUGCGCAAAAGUUAGACGUCCUUCUUGUUUCGCGUUCUUCUUUUUCCUUGGAUUUAUUUGCAGGCUACACUGUGAGGGGCUGCUAUGAGGUCAUGCUUACGUGCUAUGCUUAAGUAGCUGCCACGGCUAUCACCAUCCGGCUUAAACCCCGCCCUACCAUAAGGGUACUGUCGGUGGUGGAAACACGAGCCGUAACUGAGCUGGGCUAUACCACAACUUCACUGCUGGGCUGAAGCGUGCUGGGCCGAAGUUCAACCACCAUUGGAAACACGCCAUUAAGGCCCCGUCCACACGAAGCCGAAACGGGCGAAACCGUUACUGUUUAGAUCUAUCCGGUUUCGGAGUAUCUCCGUAAAGACGGAGUCAAGCAAAACCGGGUAGAUCUGUGGAAACGCUGUAGUACACAUUCCAGGCCCAUAAGGGGCGCUGCUUCUGCUACAGAAAUCCAGAAGGAAAAUAAAUAAGAAGAAGAGGGGAGCAUGCGCAUAAAGGGUGAGACUCCACGGGCUUAACAGUAAUUGGCUAGAGGGUCGAGGGGUGGGGCGAGGACGUCAUGGUUUACGGUUUCAGGCAUCCAGACGAAUCCAAAACGAAACUGGGUAGAUUUGAAACCACCUCCGAGGGUGGUUUCAGAAGUUUACGGUUUCGGUCAGCAGAUUCGUCGGCUUCGUGUGGACGGAAGGCCGAACCGUACGGAAGGCCGAACCGUACAAGACCUUUGCGGUUUCGCCAUGAAAUUGGCUUCGUGUGGACGGGGCCUUAAUGAGCUUACCUGAAUAAGAUCCAAGCAGAACAACUUCUCUGUGGGAGGGGUCAGUUUCAGCCCUGCCUGCCCUCAUGAAUAUGAACAGCAGGAGACCCCUCCCCCUCAUAAAUAAUUUCACACACUGUGGAUGUGGAGACCCCCGGGGGGAGGGGGAAUCGUGUGUGUGUGUGUGUGUGUGUGUGUGUGUUGUGGCAACCUGGCACGGUGAGCGAACCACCACCUCCUGAAACAGGACACAACUUUGCUGGGCAAAAGCCAAAAAGGCAUGUUUAAUCCAAAAUCAAACAAGUCUCAUACCGAAAAUAAUACAACAACGAAAAAACCUGGGAGGAAUCGACGGUCCAAUCCCC